Messenger RNA from Culicoides brevitarsis, 1479 nucleotides. RefSeq names its product phospholipase A1. Bases 409 to 1434 code for a protein of 341 amino acids. Lineage: Eukaryota; Metazoa; Arthropoda; Insecta; Diptera; Ceratopogonidae. Gene Ontology annotation, biological process: lipid catabolic process. The record is from RefSeq and is a predicted model, not a curated record. The transcript is spliced from 6 exons. Gene Ontology annotation, molecular function: lipase activity.
UCAGUAUUAAUCGGUCGGUUGAUGUGUGAACACGUAUUUUAAAAUAAAUACUGCAAAAUUUACGUGGCACGCACGCCUUUUUGAUAAAUAAAUAACAAAAAAAAAAAGAAAAAUUUAAUUCAGAAAGUGUUUAAAGCAAAAAUUUUUAUAUUAAAAUUUUGAUAUAGAAAUUUGGUGUUGCACAAAAUCAUAACAAAACAACGAAGUUUAUCAAAUUUCACUCGUCGUGUUUGUUGAUAAAGUUGGAAAUAAAUAUUUAUAUCAUCUGAUAAGCUCAACUCGACAAGAGGAAAGAGAUUAUUCAAAACAAAACAAAAAAAAAAUCCCAAAAGUGUAUUUGAUUACAAAUUUUGGCCGAAAGCGAAACAAUUUUUUAAAUAAACACAAAACUAAACUUCCGACAGUAUUAUGAAAGCUGCCUGUAAUCCAAGAGUCUGGGUUGGAAGACGACCAACCAGAGCUACACUCGAUACCGUCCGUCUUCUUUUCUUCUAUGGCACAAAAUUCGAGGAACAUCUCGACUACAGUUUAGAUGAAUUCGACAAAAUUCCGGAACACGUAAAAUUCGAUCCGUCCAAACCGACAUGUCUCUACUUCCAUGGCUUCGUGGAAAAAAUGACUGACGAACACAUCUACGUGAUAGCAGAUGCCUAUCAAACGCGCAACGAUCACAAUCUCAUCAUGGUAAAUUGGCAGGAAAUGGCCGAUGGCUCGUACUUACUCGAUGCCGUGCCAAACAUGAAGAAAAUUGGCAAAACGAUCGGGCAAAAAAUCGUCGAAAUGACGCUAAACAAGGGCUUUCCGCUGCACAAAUUGCACGUGGUCGGACAUUCGUUGGGCGGACAACUGACGGGAUAUGUGGGUCGCACUGUGAUACAACAUUCCGACGGAAAAUUGAAGGUGCCUCGCAUAAGUGCUCUCGAUCCCGCAUUUCCGGGCUUCUAUCCUGCCAUCGCUGCGACACAUUUGAGCUACAAAGACGCCGAAUUUGUAGAUAUUAUUCACACAGAUGCAUGGCUUUAUGGAACGCCAACGAGCACGGGAUCUAUCGAUUUCUGGCCAAAUGCGGGAAAAACAUUGCAACCGGGAUGCCCACGACGGAAUUACAAACUUUUAUCAGAUAUUGACAAAGUUAUGCUUAAGCUCUUAUACAAGUCAUUGAACCGUACUUUUGAAACAGAUUUGUGCAGUCACAGGAGAUCGUGGUUCUUCUGGGCAGAAUCGGUGAAAAACAAGGAGCCGACAUUCCAUUCCGUCAAAUGUGAUUCCUGGAAGCAAUUCAAGGAGGGAGUUUAUGACGAGAAAGUUGGCGUUGUCCAAAUGGGACUUAACUGUCGAAUGGACGUUCCUCGCGGUGACUAUUUCCUGCAAACGAAUGGAGAAACGCCAUUCUCUCGCGGCGAAUCCGGGUAUAAAUAUGAAAAACUUAAAUAGCAUUUUUCAAUUUUUUUAUUUUUUAGUCUUAAUUAUUAUCAUUAU